AUGCAGCACACCAAGCAGCCAGAAACAUCCUCCUGGGGCUUGAGUCUCAAACACUUGAAGCAAAAAUGGUCGGGAUCAAACAAACAUAAAUGUAAAACACAAGAUACACAAGAUGACACCAAGAAAUAUUCAAAAGAAUCACUUUCAAAUUCUGUUUCUGAUUGUUCAGACAAGGAGAACAGGGAUCCAGAUCAGCCAGAAUAUGAUGAUACCAGGAGGCUUAAGGAUGAGAAAAGCUUUUUCUCACUUAGAAGUGCAACCAACAAAACCAAAUCCAACAUUAGGAUUGGUGAAAACACCUUUCAAAAACCGGAAGAAUCACAACAAAAGGAAUCGCAGGCAAGCUUUCCAAACAAAAAUACAAUUAGGGAUAGUAAUGAAAAUGACGGCGAUGAAGAAGUUGACACAACUGACGUUGAAACUCAAGAUUCAACUUCAGAUAUUAUUGAAUCAUCAACGAUUUCCCAGAUGCACACCUGGUUUGUGGGGGAUUUGGACAAGUCAGUCACUGAAACUAUGCUUUUCAAGGUGUUUUCCAAGUAUCCAGGGUUGAUGUCUCUCAAAAUUCCUAAAGAUGUAGUAUCUGGUGACUCUCUUUGUUAUGCCUAUGUCAAUUAUGAUUCGAUUGAGCACGCAGAUGCCGCAAGAGAUGUGCUCAACUAUACAACUGUCUGUGGCUCAGAAAUCAGAAUCAUGCCAUCAAUUCAGGAUAAAAGCAAAAGAGAGAGUAUGGGUGGAAAUGUCUUUCUUUCCCACUUGCCAGAAAACUUAACCACCCGGUAUUUAUACGAAGAAUUCAAGAAGUAUGGAUUCAUCAUGUCUUGCAAGUACAUUUCCCAAAAGGGGCAGUGCUUUAUUUUGUACAAGGACAAAAUAGAUGCCAUCAAGAUGAUCAAACAGGUUAACAACACCGAGAUCAAAGGCCACACUAUUUAUGCCGGGUUGCACAUUAACAAGAAGGAACGCAAUAAAAUAAAAAGUGAAGCUCCCCUUUUACUCUCGAGGCCCCACACCGGGAAAGCAGUAUUCAAUACCCCUGUUGACACAGAAAUAAAUCCAAACCAAGCACCAAUUGAGCCAAACUUCACAAAAGUGGAUAACAACCCACCUCCAAAUACAGAGUUCAGCAUUUUCAUCAAAAACCUCCCCUUGAACAUCGAAGAUCACGUGAUAACAGGCUUGGUUGAACAGUACGGGAAGGUGCAGUCAGUUUUGUCGAGAAAAGUUCCAAUGAGAAAUGGAACAUGGGCAUUAGUGACAUUGACAAAUCAGGAGUCAGUGAAUAAAUCGAUUGCCGGAUUAAAUGCCUUUGAUAUUGAGGGCCAGAAGAUAUUCGUCACUAGAGCCAUUCCUAGAGAGCAAAAGAGCUAUGCCCGGAUGCAGGCCAAAUAUCCACAAAAGAGGUUCAAGAUUCUAAUAAGUGGCUUUGCAGAGCCGAUGGACAAGUCGGAGUUUGAGAAAGUGUGCAACCAGUUUGAGGGUGUGAGCUCUGUUGAGUUGUAUAAAAGAAACAACGAACUGAAGAAUUCUCCAGUUGACAAUAUGGCGGAUGAAAAAGGCUCUGCUCAAAAGUUGGAUUGCAGGCAUGACACGUUUGAUUAUGGAUACGUGACAAUUACCAGAGAAGCCAACGGCGAUGAGUUGAUUACGCGGUUGAAGAAAAUGUUUAAAUGCUCAUGCUAUAAAGUGGGAAUAGAGAUACCCAACAAGAGUUGCAGCUACGAGACACCAAGAUUUGACUAUUCUACACCAUCUGCAGUUUCUAUCUUUACUGGAGCUCCAGCCGCCAGUAUAGAGACCAGAAAUAUGAAUGGUAACUCUCCUCAAAUGGCACUUUCGUACUUGAAUCCAACAAAAAUGUACAGGCUUUCCAGCUUUGGGCAGAUGGUGGAGAACGAUAGGCAGACGGUUAAGCGGGCAGAGGAAAAGAAAGCAGUUCAAGAGGCCAAAAAGAUACAUUUCCGUGAAACAGAAAGGAUGGCAGAUGCCAUUAUCUGGGAAUUGGUGGUGAGAUUGUUUGAAGAAGAAUUGAAAAACAGAACCAAGGCGUACGUUGCCGAAAUGGUGGAAAUUAUGGUGGACUACAUGGUGCAGGUUUUCUGGAAAAACCGGUUCUGGAACUUUUGGAAGUUCCUGGAGGCCAAUCAGAUGGAUGAUAAUGGAAAAGUGUUGCUUAAGGUCCACCCAUUGCUAAAGUACCAACUAGUUGAAAGUGGGAUUGCUUUUGGGGUCAUAAGACCGGAAAAGAGAUACAAGCUCAUGGAGAAAUAG
Brettanomyces bruxellensis is the source of this 2271-nucleotide messenger RNA. RefSeq lists its product as uncharacterized. The coding region runs from base 1 to 2271 and encodes 756 amino acids. The record is from RefSeq and is a predicted model, not a curated record. The transcript has a single exon. Gene Ontology annotation, cellular component: ribonucleoprotein complex; cytoplasmic stress granule; nucleus. Gene Ontology annotation, molecular function: poly(A) binding; mRNA 3'-UTR binding; poly(U) RNA binding. Lineage: Eukaryota; Fungi; Ascomycota; Pichiomycetes; Pichiales; Pichiaceae.